AUGGCAUCUUCAUCGAACCAUACCGCCCUCGCCGAGCGACCGACGACAGCACCAACAAAAGCUCGCGGACCCACAGCACCCAUCGACCCAGACGCCGCCGAGAUCAAGAGACGCGCCCUCGUAGCGCAAAAGCAGUAUGGCAGAGGCGAUAAGAUUUCCACCCGCGGAAUCCAAGACCGAAAACUGCGCGGCAACUUGAGAGCGCUCGAGAACAAGUACAAGGACGCCGCCGUCAAGGCAAAAGACGCCGAGAUCCUGCUCGAGAACACUGCUGGCUUCCUAGAGACUGAGGGCGAGCUUGAGAGGACGUACAAAGUCAGACAGGAUGAGAUCCAGAGCGAGGUUGGCAUUGAGACGGCAAAGAAGGGCUUCGAGUUGAGGCUGGACGGCAUGGGCCCCUACAACGUCGACUACACGCGCAACGGUGUGCACAUGCUGCUUUCUGGUCGCAAAGGUCAUGUCGCCACCAUGGACUGGAGAAAGGGAAAGCUGGGCUGUGAGCUGCAACUCGGCGAGACUGUGCGCGAUGCAAAGUGGCUACACAACAACCAGUUCUUCGCCGUCGCCCAGAAGAAAUACGUCUACGUCUACGACCACCAGGGUGUUGAGAUUCAGACGUUACAAGACCACAUUGAUGUCACACACAUGGAGUUCCUGCCCUUCCACUUCCUCCUUACCACCAUUGGAAACGCAGGCUGGCUCAAAUAUCAAGACACCAGCACCGGCAAACUCGUCGCUCAGAUCCCCACAAAGCAAGGUGCCCCUACUGCUUUUGGCCAGAACCCUCACAACGCCAUCCUACAUGUCGGUCACCAGAACGGAACAGUCAGCAUGUGGUCUCCCAACGACCAGAAGCCUCUCGUCAAAGUCCUUGCACACAGAGGCCCCGUGAGAUCAUUAGCCAUGGACAGAGAAGGACGCUACAUGGUCUCGACCGGCCAAGACUCCAAAAUGUCCGUCUGGGAUAUUCGCAUGUUCAAAGAGGUAAACAACUACUUCUUGCGCUCUCCUGGCUCCUCCGUCCACAUCUCCGACACAAACCUCACAGCCGUGGGUUGGGGCACUCAAACAACAAUCUGGCGCGACCUCUUCAACAAGAAUCUCAACGACCAAGUCAAAGUCCAAAGUCCCUACAUGGCCUGGGGAGGCGAAGGUAAUCGCAUCGAACGCGUCCGCUGGUGCCCCUUCGAAGAUAUCCUCGGCAUUUCUCACAACAAAGGCUUUUCCUCUGUCAUCGUCCCCGGCGCCGGAGAAGCCAACCCAGACAGUCUCGAAAUCUCCCUCUACGAAAACACAAAACAGAGACAAGAACGCGAAGUCAAGUCCUUGCUCAACAAACUGCAACCAGAGAUGAUCUCCUUGGAUCCAGAGUUCAUCGGUCAAUUGGAUCGUGCAUCGCAUGCUCAGCGUGAACAAGAAAGAGAUCUAGACAGAAAACCUGAGGAUCCUCUUGCCAAGAUUAAAAACAGGGGUAGAGGCAAGAACAGCAGUUUGAGAAAGUAUUUGCGUAAGCAGGGUUCGAAGAACAUUAUUGAUGAGCGUAAAGUCAGGAUUCAGGAGUUGAGGAAGGAACAGGCAAAGAGGAAUAACAAGGCUAGACAGGGUGAGGUCGAGUUGGGUCCUGCGCUUGCGAGAUUUGCUAGAAAGGCUUGA
This is a messenger RNA of Aureobasidium melanogenum CBS 110374, 1653 nucleotides long. Its product is annotated as BING4CT-domain-containing protein. The transcript has a single exon. Gene Ontology annotation, cellular component: small-subunit processome; 90S preribosome; nucleolus. Bases 1 to 1653 code for a protein of 550 amino acids. Gene Ontology annotation, biological process: maturation of SSU-rRNA from tricistronic rRNA transcript (SSU-rRNA, 5.8S rRNA, LSU-rRNA). NCBI's taxonomy places the organism in Eukaryota, Fungi, Ascomycota, Dothideomycetes, Dothideales, Saccotheciaceae. Gene Ontology annotation, molecular function: protein binding. The record is from RefSeq and is a predicted model, not a curated record.